Schistosoma rodhaini is the source of this 1155-nucleotide messenger RNA. NCBI's taxonomy places the organism in Eukaryota, Metazoa, Platyhelminthes, Trematoda, Strigeidida, Schistosomatidae. The record is from the annotation of a GenBank genome assembly.
AUGAGCGUAGCUGUUUUUAUCGAUGGCACAGAUGCUAAACAAGUUACUGAGUUAAAACGAUUUCUCAAGAGUUAUGGGGCCAAAGUGCUAGAUAGUACUGAGUGUACAGAUACGAACUGGCCAGACGAGCUAAUUAAAUGCCUUAAAUACAUUGACAUCUGUUGGAAAGACGAAACUAUUGCUGAAGCUGAUGUUAAUGAUGUCUUGGCAAGUGUUGCCUCCAUUUUUAUCCAACUUCCACCUGACAAAUUAAUUGAUGCGGUUCAUCUUUUUUGCGAAAAGUUACUUGAUUUUUCUGGUGAUAACACGCGAAGACAUAGAAGCAAACUUUUCCCGCUGAACCUUUUGUUUUGUGGACUGAAUCCUAAAAGUCAUCCCCGUUAUGAAAUAUAUCUCACUCUAAUUGAAUGUGCAGAAAAAAUGGGUGUUCUCAACGAAGUAAUAACUGCACCAAAGAAGGUUGCUUCUUGGCUAAGCGAAUGUGAUUGCACAGUUGAGGAAUGCCAGAAAGUGUGGCAAAAGUUGUAUGAUGCACAUAUUUCAAUGGGUGAAAGUCGAAAAGCUAUUGAAGCAAUGAUAUAUCUCCUUUCAACCUAUAAUGAACUAACUGCUAUGAAUGCCAGACAAAAUGCAAUAAAAUGUAUCAUAUCUGUGUUGCAAGAUCCAUCUUUAUUAUCGCAUGAUCAAUUGUACGCUCUCAAACCAGUUCAAUACCUGGAAGGUGAACCUGUCCAUGAUUUCUUCAAGAUAUUUGUCUCUGGAGAUCUGAAUACAUUCAGAAACUUCCUGACUAAACAUCCAAACUUUUUAAAUCAAAAUAAUCUAUCUGAAGAAGCUUGUAUCCACAAACUCCGACUUCUGACGCUAAUGCAGUUGUCUGAGAAUGUGAACGAACUUAGUUAUCAAGAUGCAGCUGCUCAGUUGAAUCUCAAGAUUGAAGAACUGGAACCAUUUAUAAUAGAAGCUGUACGCCAGAGAGCUGUCGCAUGUAAAUUAGAUCAAGUUCAAAAGAAAAUUCUUAUAACUGGAGCAUUUCCACGUACAUUUGGUCGACCUCAAUGGGUUAACUUACAUGAUACAUUGGUACAAUGGCGAUCUCAUCUUGGUACUGUACAAUCUAGUUUAAGUAUGAUGAUUCAAAAUGAAUCUUCUUAA